Rodentolepis nana is the source of this 411-nucleotide messenger RNA. Lineage: Eukaryota; Metazoa; Platyhelminthes; Cestoda; Cyclophyllidea; Hymenolepididae. The record is from the annotation of a GenBank genome assembly.
AUGCUGAAGGAAUGUCAUCUAGAUCCUCCAGUGGAAUGCUGGAGGGAUGUCACAGGACAAAAAGGUCCAAGUACAGAGUGGAAUGCUGGAGGGAUGUCACAGGACAAAAAGAUCCAUGUGGAAUGCUGGAGGGAUGUCGCAGGACAAAAAGAUCCAAACCUUGCGAACUUAAUGCUGCGACAAAACAGCUCAAGUGUAAGAAGUCUCCUGGCAGACGGUAUUCAUGAUGCUGCGAUAAAACAACUCAAGUGCAAAGAGUCUCCUGGUAUUCAUCCGGAAUUUCUAAUUAGAAUGGGACCAACAGCCAAGGAAACCAUGUGCUUUACAACAAAAUCUGGGAGACCAGUCUUGUACCAAACCGAAAAAUCUAGGAGACCAGUCUCGUACCCAACCAAUGGAAAGUUGCCAUAG